Physcomitrium patens is the source of this 1360-nucleotide messenger RNA. NCBI's taxonomy places the organism in Eukaryota, Viridiplantae, Streptophyta, Bryopsida, Funariales, Funariaceae. The record is from RefSeq and is a predicted model, not a curated record.
GUGCGAUCGUCGCAUUUCAACAGCGGGCCGGUCGCGCUUGGUGCAGGAGCGUGUGUUUGUGUGUGUAACUGUGUGUGUGUCUCGGGUGGUGUGGGCGGCUCCCCUCAAGCCUUCGCUCUUGAAAGCCUAACUAUUCAGGGUGGAGACGAAUGGGAGUCCCGCGUGUUGGAUUCCAGUAUCAUCGAGGUUGCUAUUUUCUUCUGUAUGUCGCCUCGCCGCCUUGGUCUGUGUCGGCGUUCUUGAUGCCUCGGGAGGUUGGGGGAAUUGAACGUGGAUCGCCACGCAUCACGGAUCCUCAGUUGGUUGCCUGGCAGGAAAGAUGGCGGCAGCUGUGUCGAGGAGCGUGGUGCCGGUGGGGUCUGCAGCGGUGGCAGCGGCUUCACCGUGUUCGCAGGCGUCGUCGAGGAAUCACGUGAGCAUGGGGUGGAGCAACGCGAGCAGCCGGUUCGCCGGUUUGCAAGCCAGCAGCCGGGGCAGCGUGAAGGCAGGGUACACCGUGACGCUGAAGACGAAGGAUGCGGGGGACGUGACGUUCGAGGUGGACGGGUCGACGUACAUCUUGGAUGCCGCGGAGGAGGCGGGAGUGGACCUUCCGUACUCGUGCCGAGCCGGUGCGUGCUCGACGUGCGCGGGGCAAAUCAAGGAGGGCACGGUGGACCAGUCGGACGGGUCAUUCCUGGACGACGAGCAAAUGGAGAAGGGGUUCGUGCUGACGUGCGUGGCGUACCCGACGUCGGACCUGGUGAUCGAGACUCACAAGGAGGAGGACCUGCAGUAGUAGUGUAGCGAGUGUAGGGGGGAGGGCAGCGAGUAGCAUGGGCCGUAGAAGUUGCCGGAGACGGCGGAGGGAGCGAGGCGCAGGUGCAAUGCGCUUGGAGGUGGAGUGGAGCACAUGAUGCGACGGUGGCGGUGUGGGAUGCACGUGCGUGCGGAGAGUCGGUGGAGGGUAGCAGCAGGUGCAGUGGUGAUUUAUUGGGGGAUGGCAGAGGGUGAGGGGGCCGGGUUGGCGUAUGAGGAUGGGUGGAGUUGGAGAUACGGGUAGGAUGCUCGCAAGUGAGGUUAGCAGUAGGCGAGGAUGUUGAUAGACUUGUGGGGAAUAAAAAGAGUAAAAUUUUUAUGAAGGAGCGAAGCGGAUGUGGAUGUGUGCAGAUGGCGUUGCAUGUGGAGUGGGAGGAUGGCAAUGGUGUGGCAGUGCGAGGGAGUGUGAGUGCGAACAUACCAUGUAUUUGAUGCAGAGCUGUGAUGGUGGUGAUGAAGUGAGUGAGGUGGCAGAUGGGUGUGUAUGUGAGGAGUUUGGGAUGAUGUGUGUAUGGACUGCUGGUUUGUGGAAGUCAAAGCUCUCGGGUUUAUUGCCCUUGUA